Molecule: messenger RNA, 2110 nt
Organism: Cydia pomonella (codling moth)
Lineage: Eukaryota; Metazoa; Arthropoda; Insecta; Lepidoptera; Tortricidae
Product: collagen alpha-2(I) chain-like
Exons: 6
Coding region: 342-1865 (507 amino acids)
Source: RefSeq, a predicted model, not a curated record
UAGUUAAAGCAUAUUUUGAUUGAUUGAUUGAUGGUACUUACUAAGCGGCACAUGAAUAAAAUUCCUAAUUAUCGACAUACCAAAUUUCAGGACUGUCCCAGAGAUUUCGAGGUUGAUCCUAUUCCGAUUGUGCUACCAUUCAUUUCAAAUAAUAUAUGCCCUCUGACCGCUCUGUUUUGAGAUAUUACCCAAACAUUAUCGCUAGUGGAUGUUGUGAUUGUAGCCGCUGAAACCUGCGCGCGCGCAGCUAUAGUUACAUAAGAGCGCGACGCGCGCGCACGCGACUUAAGUAUAGCUUUAUUGAUCAUUUAAUGUAACCAGUGCUGAGUGCUCCUGAAACAAUGUUAAUUGGAGCAGCAUGUCUUUUGCUGCUGCUCGGCGACGUCCGCGCCGACAACUGGCACUGGCCCGACAACGCACGCGCAGCUUCCGUACGCAUCGACACCAAAGUGCGCUUCGUUGACGACGAGAGGCGGCCGAAUAAAGUACAAGCGGACGAGAUCAAACCCCCAGUGGAGACCGAUGGCUUCUACAAUCGUCCGGCAGCCGGGGCCGCGUCCGGUCGCUACGCCGUCCAAUACGAGCCGCACUCACAACGACUUACAGCCCAUGACCUAGAGAUGAUGAAGCUCAUCAGGCCCCAUCAGUACUCGGACGGCACUCUGGACUCGCUGCAGUACUGCAAGUGCGUCACUUCCUUGACGGCCUCCUGCCACUCGCGCGGCAACUCUGAGAAAGCGUGUCCUUCCGGGCAAAACCUCUGCUGCUACAAAAGGCCGAAUAGAAAUCCACAUAACACCGACUCAGGGAUUUUUAGUGAGUUGGAAGAUGAACGUCCCAUGCUGCUGCCGAGUCACGAGAGCAGACCAGGCCCCUUCGGGGGUCCUGACGAGGACAUCAUGGGAGCCCUGAAGCCAGCCAUCAACGGGUAUCAGAACGGCGGAGAAUACCGCGGCCUACUGUUCGGGCCUGGAGGACCCACCGGAAUUAUAGGACCGGGGCGCCGCGAAAAUAGAGUCCUAGUCGGACCAUCUGGCCCUACUGGGCACAUAGGACCCGGAUCGAAUAAACAAGUCUUAGUCGGGCCCGAAGGACCCACCGGCAUUAUAGGUCCUAAUCGCGGUGGAAGAUAUCAAGAUAGAAAUAAUCUACGCAACCCUGGAGUUUUAGUUGGACCUGAGGGCCCUACAGGUGUUAUUGGCCCAAAUCGCGAUAAUAGAUACCACCAGAACCAAAAUCCUGGCGUUUUAGUUGGGCCUGAUGGACCUUCCGGUGUGAUUGGUCCAAAUUAUGGCGACAAUAGGAUUACUCUUGGCCCCAACCAGCACAAUCCUGGAGUUUUAGUCGGUCCGGGUGGACCGACCGGUGUCAUCGGUCCCAACGACCACGAGAACAGUGUUUUAGCUGGGAAUAAACGUUACCCUGGAGUUCUAGUCGGCCCCGAUGGACCCACAGGCGUGGUUGGCCCAGGACAUCGAGAUGACAGAGAUUUCACCGCCCCAGGUUUUAAUCAGCACCCCGGUGUACUGGUCGGCCCGGAAGGCCCCACGGGCCACAUAGGCGUUCCUCAAGUACUCGUCGGUCCGGGCGGACCUACAGGCGGCAUCGGGCCGAAUCACAAGCAAGGUGCGUCUCAUGGUUCCGAAAGCGCGCAAGUUUUAGUAGGUCCGGGCGGCCCUACGGGCAUCAUAGGACCGGGUGGCAGGCGGGGGCGUUGGCAGUCGGGGCCCGGGAUUCUCAUAGGUCCUGGGGGCCCUACAGGUAUUAUAGGCCCCGGGCAGCGGCUGCUCGUCGGCCCCGGAGGGCCUACUGGCGUCAUAGGUCCUCGUGGAGGCCGCGGCUACGGUGGGUACGGCUUCUAUUAGUGUCUGUGAUAAGUUAAGUGACUAAUAACACUAAUUCAUGUGCGCGAGUGUUGUAUAAUUAAUAUUAGGUGUAGCUAACGAGCCAUAACGCUAGUGACGACGGACGCUUGCCAUACGCUUGUUAAAGGCUUAGUUGGAGAUUUAAAUUAAGGAAUUCAUUCUUGCAGGGUGUCCGAAAAGGAAGGUUAAUCGACAGAGAAAGAAACAGAAGUGGGUAUAUGAUGAAUAAACAGAUUUGAAAUUCA